This is a messenger RNA of Thunnus maccoyii (southern bluefin tuna), 2022 nucleotides long. Its product is annotated as ADP-ribosylation factor-like protein 3. Gene Ontology annotation, cellular component: microtubule cytoskeleton; cytoplasm. The coding region runs from base 1145 to 1696 and encodes 183 amino acids. The record is from RefSeq and is a predicted model, not a curated record. The transcript has 7 exons. Gene Ontology annotation, molecular function: GTP binding; GTPase activity. Lineage: Eukaryota; Metazoa; Chordata; Actinopteri; Scombriformes; Scombridae. Gene Ontology annotation, biological process: cilium assembly.
CUCUGCACAUGCAUCAUUUUGCACGGUGAAGCUCAAACAUUCAACAUAUUUUUGAGUGGAGGGGAACUUUAAAAUACAGGUAAAACACACUUGAAAUUUAAAACCUAAUUUUAAAAUGCCACCUAGCCAACAACAUCAGCUACAGUUGAAUGCGGCCGAUGCUAAAGUGAGUUACAUGACUAUUUCAACACAUUUAAAGUUAACACACAUUAAUCAGGAAAUACAAUCACAAAAACAGAAGGGUUUGUUAUGAUAGGGACUCCAACAAGUCAGAAAGUAAGGCACAGUCCAAUGGCAUCUGUUUUUAAAAUAUAACAAAGUGCCAAAACCUCUUAAGUCAUUCGUCCAUGUUUAACCUUGCUGAGUGAAUUAAAAGAGGUUUUAACGGCAACUAUAAUAAACGAAUGACGCCAACGUUUCUGUUUCACUGCCGAACGAUGUCAUUAUGCUAAUAAAUACGCAUAUAAUAUCAACAAAUGUGACGAUAAAGUACCAUUGUGAGGGUUCAUAUCGUUAUCAACUAGUUUUGAUAAAAAUUUAAAUAUCUGGGAAGCAAACUGGGGCUGACUGCUCUGUCUGGCUAGCCUAUAACAACCAUGAAUAAACACGUCAAUUUGCCGGGUACCAGUUAGCAACUGCUAACGUUAAUCUGGCCACCGUUGAUUCAAACUGUGAAAUUGAGGUUAUAAAACACAUCCGUGUAGCUUUUCGAGUUACAACCUAACGUAAACCUCCAAGCAAGUUAACUGUCGAUAUAAACAUCAAAACUUUGACUAACUGACGUCAUCCACAGUAUACAGUAGCGAACCGUGCCCAUUUUCCUUUGUGGAGGAGACAAAAAAGGGAUCGGCACAAGGCCUCCACAAAGCCCAGGAGCCUCGGCCUCGACUGGAGGCGCCCGCCGACUCCUGGAGCGCUAGCGCCGGCUUACCUGCACCAGACAGGUCCCAGUACAAAGAAGACCUACAAUGGAUCCCAGCGCUUUCUGCGGCAUCUUUCUGGGGUUUCGGCCGUUAACACGACGGGAAUCAUAUAGCAGUCGGUCGAAUCGACGGCUACUUGAGCUGUUCUUCCAAGAAGCAUGGUCAGGAUGAAGUUAAUCCACUCAGCCUGAGCAGGGGCCACAGCUCCACCUGAGGAAAACAUGGGCCUGCUGUCCAUUCUUCGAAGGUUGAAGCAGUCUCCAGAACAGGAGGUGCGCUUACUGUUGCUCGGUUUGGACAAUGCUGGCAAGACCACUCUGCUGAAACAGCUGGCAGCCGAAGAUAUCAGCCACAUCACACCGACACAAGGCUUCAAUAUAAAAAGCGUUCAGUCGUCCGGCUUCAAGUUGAAUGUUUGGGAUAUCGGAGGUCAACGCAAGAUCCGCCCUUACUGGAGGAAUUACUUUGAGAACACAGAUGUGCUGAUCUACGUGAUUGACAGCUCAGACAGGAAACGGUUGGAAGAGACGAGUCUGGAGCUGUCUGAGUUGCUGGACGAGGAAAAGCUUGCUGCCGUGCCUCUGCUAAUCUUUGCCAACAAGCAGGACCUGAUGACAGCCACGCCAGCCUCUGAGCUGGCAGAGAGCCUCAAUCUGCACACUAUCCGAGAUCGCAUGUGGCAGGUCCAGGCCUGCUCAGCACUCACUGCUGAGGGAGUGCAGGAUGGCAUGAACUGGGUGUGCAGGAAUAUAACAUUUCGGAAGAAGAAUUGACGAACCAUCCCUGAAGAACUGCAGUUGCACUUUAAAUUUGACCCAUUCGGUCAUUUUAUGUCCAGGAUAAGGAGAUGACUGAUUGUGUUGUUAUUUUUUAUGAAACUAUCACUUCUUUUACUCUGUCUUCACUGUGUUUUUGUGUACUUACCAGCAUAAAAAACAUUGUAUGAAUAGAAACAAUAAAACAGAUUUCACGUUAUCUUCUUAACCCUGUAUCUUAAAAUGUAUAUAUUGUAAAUAUUAGGCUGUCUUAUCUGCUGUUUCUGCUUGUAACAUUUUGUAAUGUGCGACUUUAAAUGUAAGGGUAUGAGGACAAUGACUGA